Molecule: messenger RNA, 1188 nt
Organism: Linum trigynum
Lineage: Eukaryota; Viridiplantae; Streptophyta; Magnoliopsida; Malpighiales; Linaceae
Source: the annotation of a GenBank genome assembly
AUGAAGGAGGGCAACGAUGGGUUUGUCCGCGCGGAUCAGAUUGAUCUCAAGAGCCUUGACGAACAACUUGAGCGCCAUCUCAGUAGGGUUUGGACUAUGGACAAGAACAAGCGAUCUGAAGAUUCCAAUCUUCCUCCAUCUGCUGCUGGUGCUGCUGUUCCAACUACUACUACUUCCCUUCACGCUUCAAAACCUACUUCCAUGGCCGCCGCUACCGCCGCCACCGCCGCCUUGACUAAGGACAGGCGGGAAUGGGAGAUCGACCCUUCUAACCUUGUUAUCAAGGGUGUCAUUGCUCGUGGUACCUUUGGGACAGUCCACCGUGGUGUCUACGAUGGCCUCGAUGUCGCCGUUAAGCUGCUUGACUGGGGUGAAGAGGGACAUAGGACAGAAGCUGAGAUUGCCUCACUAAGAGCUGAUUUCACACAAGAAGUUGCUGUUUGGCACAAGCUUGAUCAUCCUAAUGUAACUAAGUUCAUAGGUGCAACAAUGGGCUCAUCAGACUUGCAUAUACAAACUGAGAACGGUCAAAUUAACAUGCCUAAGAACAUAUGCUGUGUUGUUGUGGAAUAUCUUCCUGGAGGUGCACUGAAAUCUUACCUUAUAAAGAAUCGCAGACGGAAGUUAGCUUUUAAAGUAGUUGUCCAGCUGGCGCUUGAUAUGGCUAGAGGGUUAAGUUACCUUCAUUCACAGAAGAUAGUUCACAGAGAUGUGAAGACGGAAAACAUGUUACUGGAUAAGACACGCACUGUGAAGAUUGCAGAUUUCGGGGUAGCUCGUGUCGAGGCUUCAAACCCUAAUGAUAUGACUGGGGAGACAGGGACACUCGGAUAUAUGGCUCCUGAGGUUCUGAAUGGAAAUCCGUACAACAGAAAAUGUGACGUGUAUAGUUUUGGUAUAUGUUUAUGGGAGAUCUAUUGUUGCGACAUGCCCUACCCUGACCUUAGUUUCUCGGAAGUGACCUCAGCUGUUGUCCGCCAGAAUCUGAGACCCGAGAUACCAAGAUGUUGCCCGGGCGCUCUGGCAAACAUAAUGAAGCGAUGUUGGGAUGCCAACCCUGACAAGCGGCCUGAGAUGGACGAGGUUGUAUCAUUGUUGGAGGCUGUUGACACAACAAAAGGCGGUGGCAUGAUCCCCCCCGACCAACAAGGCGGUUGCCUCUGCUUCCGCAGAACCCGAGGUCCUUGA